This is a messenger RNA of Macrobrachium nipponense, 4036 nucleotides long. RefSeq names its product argininosuccinate lyase-like (gene Argl). Lineage: Eukaryota; Metazoa; Arthropoda; Malacostraca; Decapoda; Palaemonidae. The transcript has 11 exons. Gene Ontology annotation, molecular function: argininosuccinate lyase activity. The coding region runs from base 146 to 1552 and encodes 468 amino acids. Gene Ontology annotation, cellular component: cytosol. The record is from RefSeq and is a predicted model, not a curated record.
GUCAUGCAACUGUUUUUCGCUGGAGUGGAUUUUACUAUGAACAGGUCUUCGGUGCGUCUCUUCUGACUCUCUCGGAGUCUCUCCACCUCUUCUGGACAACCGUUCAACUCGUCUCUCCCGUUAUUUUGUGGUAUAAAAAACCAGGAUGGCUGCUGUAGAGUCCAAAAGAGCUAAACUUUGGGGUGGACGUUUUGUUGGAUCCACUGAUCCAGUGAUGGAAGCAUUUAAUGCAUCCAUUUCAUAUGACAAAGCAAUGUGGAAGGAAGAUAUACAGGGUAGUGUGGCCUAUGCAAAAGCUUUAUUGAAAGCAAAUCUAUUAACGGAGACAGAAUGUAACAGCUUGAUUACUGGUUUGGAAGAAGUUGAAAAGGAAUGGGAAGCUGGCACUUUCAGUAUUCAGCCUGGUGAUGAGGAUAUUCACACUGCCAAUGAACGUAGGCUCAAGGAAAUUGUUGGUGAAGUUGGUGGCAAAAUUCAUACUGGGCGUAGUCGCAACGAUCAAGUAGCCGUUGAUAUGAGGUUGUGGUUACGAGGACACCUUGGUGAUAUUUCAACGCACCUUAUAAAUUUUAUCCAGGUGUUAUUGGAAAGAGCAGAGAAUGAAAAAGAUAUCUUGAUGCCAGGCUACACCCACCUUCAGAGAGCUCAGCCCAUUCGAUGGUCCCAUUGGUUACUCAGCCAUGUGUGGCCAGCUGUGCAUGACUUGGAACGCCUUACAGGCUUGUACCUAAGGGUUAAUGUGUGUCCCUUAGGGUCUGGAGCAUUAGCUGGUAAUCCAUUCAACAUUGACCGACAAAGUCUUGCUGAAGAUUUAGGGUUUGAGGAGGCUACUGAAAAUAGUCUGCAGGCUGUGAGUGACAGAGACUUUGUUGUGGAAUAUCUCUUCUGGGCAAGUUUGCUGAGCUCACAUUUGAGUCGUCUGGCAGAGGACCUUAUUCUCUACUCAACAAGUGAAUUUGGGUUUGUAAAGCUUCAUGAUGCCUAUGCAACUGGCAGUUCCCUCAUGCCUCAGAAGAAGAAUCCCGACAGCUUGGAACUGGUGAGAGGAAAAGCUGGAACACUGACUGGAAAUCUUUGUGGUUUCAUGAUGGUUAUGAAGGGUCUUCCUUCUACCUACAACAAGGACUUACAAGAAGACAAGCUGAAAUUAUUUGAAACUGCAAAGGUUCUUGCUGGUGUACUACAAGUAAUGGCAGGCACAGUGCAAACAUUAAAGGUUAAUGCAGAUGCUUGUCGUAAAGCCCUGUCUGAGGAGAUGCUCUCCACUGAUGUGGCCUACUACCUUGUCAAGAAAGGGAUGCCAUUCCGGUCAGCCCAUGAAAAAGCUGGAGAAGUUGUUAAACUUUCUGAAAAUCUCCACUGCUCAUUCUCUUCUCUACCACUUAGUGAACUUGUAAAGAUAAGCCCUCUCUUCACAGAAGAUGUAUCAUCUGUUUGGAAUUUUGAACAUAGCGUGGAGCAGUACCAAGCAGAUGGUGGGACUGCCUUGAAAAGUGUGAACAAUCAAAUAACUAGAGCUCGGAAGUUCCUUGCUAACUUUUCCUUGGCUUAGUACCAGUAAUUCAUUUGUUAAGCAGAUAUGGGGUACACAAUUUGUUGUACUAUAAUUAGAAAAAAAGUUAAUUCUGUCAGUUUUCUGUUGAACUAUACUUAUCCGUAAGUAUUUGGAAUACUAUUGUACUUUAUAAUAUUUCUUGGCUCUAUAAAUGAAAGUUCUGACUUUAAAAACACUACUAAUGAUAAAAUUAUAAAUGGGAGGAUAAGAGAUAUGCACCUUAGGUAGGUUGUUUGAGUUAUGGGUAAUAUAUUGUAUUAUCUGCUCAAACCAAUAUUGUUGUAUUAGAAAUGCUGAAAUUCUGGAAGAAUUUUUUUGUAAUAUUAAUAUGAAUUAACAUCUUCAAAACUCAUGAAUAUAUUGAGUAAUGCCAGUUUGCUUUUGGUCAUGGAAAAGUGUAGCUUACUUUAUUGUAGUUUCAUUUUUUAAUAAUGUUUUAAAAAUAAUCAUAAGUUUCAAACAGCUCAGGAGUUGGAAGUUUGUGGACAUUGGUUCUGCACAAAGGAUAAAAUGGGGGGAAAUCUGAGCCUUGGAGAGUGUGAAGGGAAAUGGUCCACUUUACCUAUGAAUGUCUAUGUAUAUUGAGAUUUCCAGGCACUGGCAUUGCAUGGUGUGUGCUGUUCCUGUGAAGUCUUGCUAACUUGACACUUAUCAAAAGAAACAGAUAAGUAUCCUCAUGUUGGUGAACUCCCUGAUUAUACACACUUUUAUACAUGGUCAAAUUUGUAACUAAAGACCUGUGUUGAGUCUGCAUCAGUUCAAGUUUGUUCAAGAAGCUUGUGCUCACAGGAAACAAAAUUUGAUUUUAACAUGCUUUACAAAUUUACCCAUGACAGUAACCAUGGUAAUUGCUGUACACAAUAAGCAUUAUCCUAAGAAAAUAAUUUGCUCACUGCCAACUUCUUUAAAGUUUGUUUACUGCCAAUGCCUUAACAGUUUGUUCACUGCCAAAUGUAAGUUCCAAUUAGGUGUGAUGUGCAGUUACCUGUUUGUAAAAUUGAUGUUGAGGAUUUUCUUUAAAUAUCUUUUAUAACAGUAUUCUUGUGUUAAAGAAAUGUCUUUUAUCACCAAAUUCAAAUUUUCAUUUAUACAAAUAAGUAGAAACUUUAGAGACUGAUGUGUGGGCAACACCAGAUUAAAACAAGUCCCUGGAAGCCAAUCAAGUUAAAUGAUUCAGUACCCCUGUUGGUGUAUUUGAGUCUUCUUCAGGAAGAUGUAAAUUUUACGAGACACCUUGUUUCUUAAAUUUCUAUUGUUACUUUCUCUAUUGCAAAUUCAAACCCUGUAAUUGCAUGCUAGCUUUUGUGCAAACUUCUCAUAAUUGAGGUAGAUUAUUUCUAACAGCUUUAUCACUAUUUAUAGUGGCAAAUACCAUAGCCCAUCUGUUAUAAGUUUGGUGCCUUGGGUAUAGCUAUUGCUUCAUGGGCAGCUUGUUUUCUUUGUUCUUCCAGCUCAGUCAGCUCCUGAUUGUAAAGCUCAUCAGCCUCUGUGCCAGCAAGUUCAUGAAUGUCCUCUGUAUCCAUUCCCAUCUCUAGUUGUUUCAAACAUAAUAAAACGUAGGUUUGUUUAUAUACUAAACAAACCCCCGAUCUUAGGUUUUUCAUCAGCAUCUUUGUUAAAGUGAUGGAGUAUGUAUUGAGAAAAGGCUUCCUCUAAUUGGGUAUGUGCAUGCUCAAAUAUUGCAUUUAAACAGUAUACAUGUGUUGAUAUUUUUUCAAACUUAGCAAAUAGCAACUCCUCAGCUUUAACAAAUUACAUUGUGACCGUAGCUGUGAUAAAGCAAACGAGUUAAUAAACAAAUUGCAGUCGACACUUUUGUAAUGAUUGUUAUUAAAUGUGGUUUACUAUUGACAUCAUUAAUGUUAUUUAAUUAGUCUCAAGCUCUAUUUUCAACAUUUUAAAUAACUGGAAUUAUUAUCCAUCUGCAUGUAAAGUUUUUGUAUGAUAAUACAAGUUGCUAAUUAAUGAAAAAUAUUCUGUGAUAACUGUAAAAAAAAAACAUUUCUGCUGCUCAGUGCAUCUCCAAAGUAAAUGUAUCAUAAUAAUAAUGUCAGUGAAGAAACCCUGAUAACAGCUAAUUGUAUAGAGUGAAAGUGAAGUGUGCCAAAAUUAUUGUACAUUAUGAAUUACAAGAUGAUUACAGGUAUGUGAAGGCUUUUGCAUCACAGACCUUCAAGUACUUGUAACUUGACUAUUCAUAACCAUGGCCUUUGGAAAGCUGUAUUUACAACAGGAGCUGAACAUCUCACAGGGACCCUGCAAGCACAGUCAGGGCCUUUUGAGUGGCUGCAUUCAUAGCAGGAGUCAUGCUUUUGGAGGAGCUACACUUUCAGCAAUGCCACUCUAUCAAUAACCAUUAUUUGCCAGAAUCACCACGUAACUGCUUAGUUAUUUUUCAUUAUCUGAGGAUAGAGCUGUUUUGGAUUUUGUUCAAUGCACAAAAUUGGCUGUAACAGGUUAUAUAAAACAAUUUUUUUUCAA